AUGAAGGCCUCACUCGCCUUGCUCAGCUGCCUCGCGGUGGCCCAGGCCCACUUCGCUUUCCAGCCCAUCCAGCCUCCUCUGAGGGCCGAAGAUGAGGAGGAAGGCAUCCUCUCCAAGAGAGAAGCCGGUUUCUUCGAGCAGCUCAUCGAUCACAAUGAUCCGUCACUCGGGACCUUCCAGCAGAGAUACUGGUGGAACUCCACGUACUGGGAGGGACCUGGUUCUCCGGUGGUGUUCUUCACGCCUGGAGAAUCAGAGGCCGCCCCUUACACCGGAUACCUCACGGAUCGGGCCAUCACAGGAGCCAUCGCCAAGGCAAUUGGCGGUGCUGUCGUUAUGGUUGAGCACCGUAACUGGGGAACCUCCCUGCCGUAUGCGGUCCAAGAUACAAAGAACCUCCAGCAGCACACCAUGACGAAUGCCGUUCUCGACUUUGCCAACCUCGCCCGCAACGUCCAGCUGCCUUUCGAUAAGAACGGCAGCAGUAACGCCCCGCAGGCCGUGAGUAUCAAGACCGAAACUUUCCAACCCUGGGUAUACACCGGCGGAUCAUACUCUGGCGUUCUGGCCGCAGCCAUCGCGAAGCUCGCUCCGGGGACGUUCUGGGCCUACCACUCCAGCAGCGGUCCCGUCGAAGCGACCUACGACUACUGGGGCUACUUCCUCCCCAUCCAGAACGGCAUGCCGAAGAACUGCAGUCGCGACUUUGAGCGAAUCGUCGACCACGUCGACAACGUUUUGCUCACCGGUAGCGAUGACGAGAUCUACUCCCUGAAGAAGAAGUUCGGCCUCCAGGACCUCGCUCACAAGGAGGACUUUGCCUCUGCUCUGAUCGGACCCCUUGGCUACUGGCAAUCCAUCCAGCUGUACUCGGGAUACUCCGCCUUUUACGAAAUGUGCGAUACCGUCCAAGGCGCCAUUGGUAACUUCUCGGCACCCAACGCGACCUACAGCGCAAACGGCGUUGGCCUUCCGAAGGCUCUGGACAACUACGCCAACUGGUGGAGCACAAACUACCUCCCGGGUACCUGCGCAUCCUACGGCAUCGAGGAGUGGUCAGACCCCAUGAACGUCGCCUGCUUCGACAGCUUCAACGCUACGAGCCCCAUCUACACUGACUGGAGCGCCGAGAACCCGUUCGGUCGGACGUGGUACUGGAUGACCUGCAACGAGCCCUUUUUCUACUGGCAGACUGGUGCUCCCAAGGAUCGUCCCUCCAUUGUCUCGCGCUUCGUUACACCGGAGUACUACCAGGGCCAAUGCGACCUCUUCUUCCCCAGGCAAGGCGAGUUCACCUACGCCUCCAACGCAGGCAAGACCGCCGCGGACCUGAACAAGGCGACGGACGGCUGGUUCUUCACCAACACCACACGCCUCAUGUGGUCCAACGGCGAGUUCGACCCCUGGCGCUCAGCCUCCGUGUCUAGCGAGCUCCGUCCCGGCGGCCCGCUCAAGUCCCGCCCCGGUGCGCCGGUCCACCUCAUCCCGGGAUCCCGCCACUGCAACGAUCUGCUUGUCAGAAACGGCGCGGUCAAUGAGGAUAUGCAGGAGGUCAUCACUGCCGAGGUUGAUCAGAUGAAGGCUUGGGUUGAUACAUUCUAUGCCUCCAAGGGCAAGUACAGACGCCGCUCUGCACGGCCUUUGUGA
Colletotrichum fioriniae is the source of this 1647-nucleotide messenger RNA. Lineage: Eukaryota; Fungi; Ascomycota; Sordariomycetes; Glomerellales; Glomerellaceae. The record is from RefSeq and is a predicted model, not a curated record.